Molecule: messenger RNA, 2429 nt
Organism: Gymnodraco acuticeps
Lineage: Eukaryota; Metazoa; Chordata; Actinopteri; Perciformes; Bathydraconidae
Product: profilin-2-like
Exons: 3
Coding region: 201-620 (139 amino acids)
Biological process (GO): regulation of actin filament polymerization; positive regulation of actin filament bundle assembly; actin cytoskeleton organization
Cellular component (GO): cytoplasm
Molecular function (GO): actin binding
Source: RefSeq, a predicted model, not a curated record
CCCAAGCGCCUGUCCGAAUGCAGCGGCUUCUCUUCGUUUCCUAGACCAGAAGAAAGCCGGGACGUGACGGAGCCGGGGGGGUUCUGCUUGCUGGAGGCCCAAUAAAUACAGCUUCUUCACUGCGUCUUCGUCGCUCAAGAGACCUCUGUGAUCUAACUUGACCCUUCGUCUUUUUCCGUCCUAGAACUAAUUUCACAAACAUGUCCUGGCAAAGCUACGUGGACAACCUGAUGGCUGAUGGCAGCUGCCAGGACACGGCCAUUGUUGGGUACACGGACGCCAAAUACGUCUGGGCAUCUUCUGUCGGCGGUACAUUUGCCAACAUAACGCCUGAAGAAAUUGACGUCCUAACAGGGAAGGACCGUGAGGCAUUCUUCUGCGGUGGGAUGACCUUAGGCAAUAAGAAGUGCUCCGUAAUCAGAGACAGCCUCCCUGUUGACGGCGACUGGACAAUGGACAUCCGGACAAAGAGUUCAGGAGGAGAGCCAACAUACAACAUUUCUGUAGGCAGAGCCGGCAAAGCAUUGGUUUUUGUCAUGGGGAAGGAAGGUGUCCAUGGAGGGCAGCUCAACAAGAAAGCAUUUCAUAUGGCUGAGUACCUGAGGAAGUCCGGAUACUAAAGCAGCCUACACCCCGCCACCUAGCAGCUCACCCUUACCACCCUGUUGCAUUUCACACUUCUUCCAGUCCUAGUUGGUAGUUACUUUUGUUUUUCUGCCUUCUCUCCUCCUUAUUUGUUAUCCCCCUCCCCUCCCCAUUAACACACUUGUGCUGUGUACUCUUAUCCCUUAAGCACUAUAAGUUGAUCCAUAGCAAAGAUGAGCAUGUUGCUAACAGGAUGUCUUGACAAAUCUGUACUUAACCAAGACCAGCAAAAGAAAAAACCUGGCCAAACACUCGGACAAUGAAAGCUAAAGCGUCAAUUUGAAGUAAACCUUUCCUUUUGAUUUCUCUGUCAUGAUUCUUAAUCCCUCCCUCCCGACAAUACACACUCCCUCCUGAGCAGCCGAUGCCUUUUAGAGCACUUGAGCGGUAACCCAGCUCGUCACGACUUCUGGUUUAAUUUCCUCCAUGUCCGGAGGGGAGACUGCAUGCAUACGCCGGUCAACUGUCGCUUCUCUCCGCCCCCCCCGCGCACCCCCUCCUGCCAAAAAUGUUGAGUUCCUCCCCCUCUCCGUUUCCACAUCCUGUUCUCAAAGCAGGCGACACUACAAACCUCACAGAACUCUCAUCUUGAUCUAACACUACACAGCAACCAACCAGUCCUCCGACCCCGCUGUCUCCAGAUCCACUGCUCUGUCCUGAACACAUUUUAUAAAAGGGGGGGGAAAGCGUGUAUGGGGGGGGGGUGCUCGGACCGGCUCAGCUGACGACCAUGAGCCGGAUUUGAGAGCGUUUGUCGUCCAGAUGCCGGUAGCCUCUCCUCCCGUCAUCACAACACAAAAACCCCAAGGACAUUCCACAGUAACAAUGGCUCAGGCACUUAAUACUGUUUUUGUUUGCCAGCUCCUGUAAUAUAUUUUCUUUUGUUUAUCUUUGGAAAGGCUGCCAUUUUUGGACAGUAGUUAUCCCAGCAUACAACCACCUGGAAGGUGUCCAGUUUGAAUUUAUUUUUAUUUUUAUAGGACCAAGUGUAGUCGAAGCUCGGGUGUUUAUACAAUUGCUCCAAACCAUGUGAAGGAUGACUGCUAACUCUUUUUGAUGAAGGAAACACUAACCAGACAAUAAUGCUUACUAUGGUUAAAAAACAUCUGAAGCUACAGGGCAGGUAAGGGUGGGAGUAUCUGAAGAAAAUUCUCACUACAUUGUUUUUUUUCUUUUUUUGUUUAGAAAACAAACGACUGCAUUUGUACAAACCCAUGCUGUGUUGACAACUACAAAACUGUGGAAUAAAUUGCCUUUACUCUGUAGUCAGCUGAGUUCUGGGGUAUCACACGGUCUGUCCGCGCUCACUUCUGCUAACUGUAACGUCCAACUGAUAUAAAAAUAAAAUAAAAAAACCUUUUAAAAGUAGAAGUGACACUCAACGGGAGAUGGGAUUGGUUGGAACGAAGACGCUUCUGGUUGUCUUGUUGAAACUGAAGUGCAGAACCUGUGUAUCCUGUGCCAUAAUAUAGAGAUCUGUUGCUGUUGUAAGAUGGAUUUUACCCACUGUCCACUAAAAAGUCAUUUCAUUGGCACUUUUUCUAUUAUUUGCUUCCGCUCCACUGUUUAGGCCUUGUGAGAUAUGUGUACUCAAAAACAACUGUUUCAAGUCCUGUUUGCUGAUUUAUGUUCAUUUCCUUUCUCCUCAACACUUUUUUUUUCUUCUUACAUCUGGGAUAGUAUCUUAUAAUGCAUCUGAUUUCAUAUGCAUAAAACCAAGAAAUGCCAUAAAUUGAUUUAUCACUUUGUUUACAGACAGAUCAAAUAAAUUUAUUCCAACCAGA